AUCGGCAGCAGGGCGGUUGAGCACGCAGUUAGCUCCAUCGGCUCUACAAUCGUCGUCUUCCCCCAACCACGACGCAUCCAGUUCAGUAUCUUUGAAGCUUUCCACAAGCACUCCGUUACCUCUAUCCUCCGUUCAGAGCCCUCGGACCGCUGUCGGUCGGCCCCCCGCAGCAACAGCAAACACGGCCGGCCUUCUGUCCUCGAGCUCGUCGCAAUCGCUUCUCGCCAACGUCAGUGUGGGCAUGAAGUCUCCUCUUGGUUCACGGCAGUCACAUGCUGAAGAUCCUCCGGUAUCUCCACGGAAGAACAGUUGUCCCUCCUCCCCGGUGCCGCCGCGAGCAGACGAGAAAAAUUCCAACACGUCGGCCACUUCCACAUUGCAGCAGAUGCCGUCCACUUCUCGAGAAGGCGGCAGGACGGAAGACACGGCCACAGCCAACGGCUUCAAUGACGAGGACCUCGCGCUUCUUCUCCCGGAAGGGAGAAAAAGUCACAGUUUCGAGGCCACAACUCAAAGUCGAAACACCGAACGCACACGAGGGAACAGGUCAACAGCCACGGCAGGUCUCUUGACAGGAAGUCUGGUGGAGGCAGCACAAAAGUCCUCCAGGAAGAGUGCUGAUUCCAAAGAGUCUUUCGACGCUCCGCACCACCAACUGUUCACGCCCCUUGCUCAAGGCCAAGUUUCGGGACCGAAAGAGCCCAAACGCUCCUCGACAGGAAGGUCUUCACCUCAAGAGAUUUCCAGGGAUUCUUCCUCACAGUUUGCCUCCUCGCGUGGUAUUCCCUCACCACAACUAGCUCCGGUUGGAGCAGGCAAGGAAGAUAACAGGACACUAGACACGCAAAGCGGACGCGGCGGUAGAACCUGCCGCUCGGGUUCUAGCAGUUGCUCAGUCAGGAGACAGGCAAGCCGGGCGAACAGCAUGCAGCAGGUGUCGCUCCUCUCUGCUUUGACUGACGGAGAUUCGGAACUAGACGCGAUUCUCUCCCUCGGUCUUCCGCAGCCUCAGUCCUCUUCCUCCCUCGGUGUUUCGCCGCGGGACUUGAAGAAAUCGCCCUCUCCUCCGGCGGCGACGUCGGCCAGGUCUCGCAAUUCCCUUUCUUCUUCUGUGUCUGGCAACUUCGGAUCCGCCUCGCGGCAGCCGGCGUCACCUCGGCCUCUCCUUGGAGCUAUGGGGAGCAAAUCGUCUCUCUGUUGCGAACCCAAAGAUGCAGACUGUGGCGAGGUUUCCUUGCGAAAAGACGCCCGGAAGCAACCCAAAAGCGGCGAGACUCCACUCGCACGCAACAACCUGGAAGAGGGCGAAGUCGUCGUCCGUUCUUCCGCGUCUGUCUUCCAGACUCUCUCUCGUUCUUCCAUUCCCCGCCAGCAAAAAGAGAGACACGCUCUCUCCACUAGCAGCCACCCGUCUGUCGCCCUGUCUGCUACGACCGGCAGCGGCCACAGAGCGCGGUCUGCAAAUGUGUGCGCGAAGGCGUCGCCUGUGCCUUUGAGUCGCGAAGAGGAACGAAGGACUGAAGGAAGUGACCGGCUCGACGAUCUUAAGCAGAGUGUCUCAAAUGCAAACAGCGAUACUGGCGAAAUCUCGAGUGUCGCUGCAGCUGCAGCCGCUGAAGCCGCUCGCGGGGCAGCCGCUGCUGAGGCCGCCGCCGCCGCAGCCGCAGACGCCGCCGCUGCUGUGGUAGACCGGGAAACCUCAAAGGACCUGCAAAUUGAACAUCUGAGAGCCGAGAACAGGAAACUUCAUCUGGAGAAGCAGCUGCUCCAGCAGCGCCUUCAGUCUGAGUUGAGAGCCUCUGAGGCGACCAGCAAACGAUCGUUGGCAGCUGAGAGGGCUCAGUGGGAAGGCGAGAAGAAUCGGCUGGAGAUCCAAAAUCGGAGCCUUCAAGACGAAGUUUCUCGGCAACAUCUCAGAGAGACAUCUGCACUCUUCUUCGUCACGUAGAAUCUUCAGCAGAGUCCAUCAAGUUAAUUUCGGAACGCCUUGCCCAAGAGUCUACCCAUGGCAAGCAAGAACUUGAUUUCCAAGUAUGUGC
Messenger RNA from Toxoplasma gondii ME49, 2039 nucleotides. RefSeq lists its product as hypothetical. NCBI's taxonomy places the organism in Eukaryota, Apicomplexa, Conoidasida, Eucoccidiorida, Sarcocystidae. The coding region runs from base 242 to 1948 and encodes 568 amino acids. The transcript is spliced from 6 exons. The record is from RefSeq and is a predicted model, not a curated record.